UUCUGUUAUUUUGAUUGUUCAAUGAUUUUGAAUUUCAAUCAUCAUUGUCGUUUAUUAAUUAAUCAAAAUGAAGUGAUUUUGUGUUGUUUAAAUUGUUUAUUCCUCUUUUGCAAAUAACUUGUGAUCUUCCAGUACAUUAGAUUUGUUGAUUGUGAUCGUAAGAUUGGAAAAAUGUAUUCACCAACCUUUCAUUUCUAUUGACUAAUGGAUGAGUUUUCCUUGGGUGAUAAUUAGUCAACUAUGUUAUUAAUUUUAAUGUGAUAAAGAAGGAAACAAAAUUGAGAGAGAAAAAAGGAAGACAAAUUGGAUUUGUCAUCAUGUUUAUUAAAUUUGUCACUCACUGGUUAUCAUCUCAUUUUUUAGCUUAAUUGACUUUGACAUAUUAACACACCCGAAAGAAAAUACAUUGACUAUUUCGUUUUGUAAUUAAUGUUAAUCACUUCAACAUGUCAUCUUCUCUUUGUGAUCAUCUUCGCCAAAUCCAUUCAACCGCAAUUAAAUCAGUUAAUGGUGAUACUAUAAUUGGGAAUAACAUCUCCUUUGAUCGAGGAUUGGUCAAAAUCAAUCAAUUAAACAAUGAAGUUAAACAGUUUGACUUAUUGGGCAAAGAUGUUUACCUAAUUGGAUCAGGUAAAGGAGUUCUUGGAUUAUGUCUUGGUUUUCUUGGAGCUUUAGAAAAGCAAAAUUCUGACUCUGUUAAAAUUAUCAAAGGGAUAAUCAGUAUGCCCAUUGGAAUUAAAUUUGAUGAUCAUCUUAAUCUCUUGAAGAAACAUAAUAUUACUCCAUAUUUUGGUGGGAAAAAUAAUCUACCAGAUGAAGAUUCUGUAAUAGCAACUAAUGCAAUCCUCGAUUUAAUAGACAAUGUAACCAGUGGUAAAAUGGGUCAAUCUGUUAAUAGACCAAUUGUUUUCAUCACUCUGAUAACUGGUGGAGCAUCAGCACUUUUGGUAGCACCCAAAGAACCUUUAACUUUAACCAUGAAACGAGAGUUGACCCGUCAACUAAUGGCCGCUGGUUGUACAAUCAAUGAACUUAAUUGUGUUCGUAGUUGUUGGUCUAAAGUUAAAGCUGGUCAACUUGCCCUUCGUGUACUCUCCUCAUCAACCAAUGUUGAGAUGAUUAAUUUUAUCGCCAGUGAUGUAAUUGGUGAUCCAAUAGACAUAAUUGGCUCUGGUCCAACCGUUUUACGGCCAAAUGAUUCAGCUAACCCAUUGGAGUUAAUUGAUAUUUACAAAUUACCAGUUGAUUCAAGUAUUCGUGAUCUAUGUCAACAAAAUGUUAAACAAUCAAAUAAUGUUUCCAUUACCGAUCGAUUACACAAUUACAUCAUUGUUAGUAAUCAAGUUGCCCUUUCAGCUGCUAAAAACCUAAUGAACUCAUUGGGCUAUAAAGUGAUUGAUUUAGGUAAUCAAAUUUCCGGUGAUGCAUCAACAUUAGGAUCCCGAUUUGCUCAAAUUGCUCGCACUUCGGAUAAUAAUGAAGGGAAAAUUUGCUGGAUCGGAGGUGGAGAAACUGUUGUAACUUUACCUUCCAAUCCUGGUAAAGGUGGACGUUGUCAAGAAAUGGCCUUAAGGUUUUUAGUUGAUACAUUUAAUGACCAAUUAACCAAUUUCGCCUUUCUUGCUGGAGGAACCGAUGGACAAGAUGGACCAACCCCCAUUUCUGGUGUAAUUUAUCAAUACAAUGAAUCCAUUUCAUCGGAUAUUUACAAUUCUGCAAAAGAAUAUCUUGUUAACCAUGAUUCGUAUACUUUCUGGUCAACGUAUCUUCCACAAUGUAUGAUAGACACUGGUGGACCAACGGGAGUCAAUGUGAUGGACAUUUACUGUCUUAUUCAAUGUUAAAUGUUAAUUUAACAAUCAAGAAAAGCAAAAUUGUGUCAAACCAAAGUCCAUCCAUUGUUGUUAUGCUUUUUUCUUGUUGAGUUCACAAAUCAACUUUAAUUGAUUAACUUUUUUUUCAA
Molecule: messenger RNA, 1963 nt
Organism: Panonychus citri (citrus red mite)
Lineage: Eukaryota; Metazoa; Arthropoda; Arachnida; Trombidiformes; Tetranychidae
Exons: 5
Coding region: 447-1844 (465 amino acids)
Biological process (GO): protein phosphorylation
Cellular component (GO): cytoplasm
Molecular function (GO): glycerate kinase activity
Source: RefSeq, a predicted model, not a curated record